GCCACCAAAUGCUUCAAAAACAGUUCCUCACAUGGUCCCGCAACCUCGAUAUCGCUUAAUUCGAGGAAAUUCGGGAACGUCGUGCGGUUAUAUGCUACUGAAUCGACAAAAUUUCAACGUGGUAAACCACACGUUAAUGUCGGCACGAUCGGACACGUGGAUCACGGAAAAACCACAUUGACCGCAGCUAUCACCAAGUGUUUGGCAUCCAAAGGACAAGCAAAAUUUAAAGACUACAAUGAAAUUGACAAGGCACCGGAAGAAAAAGCGAGGGGAAUCACCAUUGCCACUGCUCACGUUGAAUAUGAAACGGCAGGGAGACAUUAUGCACAUGUUGACUGUCCAGGGCACGCGGAUUAUAUCAAGAAUAUGAUUACAGGAGCUGCACAGAUGGAUGGUGCUAUUAUCGUUGUGUCGGCGACAGAUGGUCAAAUGCCACAAACACGUGAACAUUUACUUCUAGCUCGCCAGGUUGGUGUGACAAACCUUGUGGUGUUCGUUAACAAAGUUGAUGCAGUAGACGACCCAGAAAUGUUGGAGUUGGUUGAGAUGGAGAUGCGAGAUUUAUUAACGCAAUAUGGAUACGACGGAGAAAACACGCCUAUAAUCUUGGGAUCAGCGCUUGCCGCACUUGAAGGUCGUGAUCCGGAAAUAGGGGAAAAGGCCAUAGAAAAAUUAAUGGAAGCAGUAGAUCAACAUAUUCCAACUCCCGUGAGAGAUCUGGACAAGCCAUUUUUGAUGUCUGUCGAAGAUGUUUUCUCUAUUUCUGGUCGCGGCACCGUUGCCACCGGUAGGGUAGAAAGGGGUACCAUCACCAAAGGGGCAGAUAUAGAGAUUGUCGGUAUGGGACCGCCAAUUAGAACCACGUUGACUGGUAUAGAAAUGUUCCACAAGGAACUUGACAAGGGAAUGGCCGGAGAUAACAUGGGGGCUUUACUACGUGGUAUUAAACGGGAACAGAUUCGAAGAGGACAAGUGAUCGCAGUUCCUGGAACUGUUAAAUCACACAAGAAAUUUUCUGCGCAAAUUUACGUGCUCACUAAGGAGGAAGGUGGAAGACACACACCUUUCAUGCAGAACUAUAGACCUCAAAUGUAUUUCCGAACCUCCGAUGUUACCGUCACACUAACCUUUCCGUCUGGUACAGAAAAACCAGAAGAAAAAUUUGUUAUGCCAGGGGACAAUACUACAUUGGAAU
Acaulospora morrowiae is the source of this 1198-nucleotide messenger RNA. The record is from the annotation of a GenBank genome assembly. Lineage: Eukaryota; Fungi; Glomeromycota; Glomeromycetes; Diversisporales; Acaulosporaceae.